CGGAGUAGCUUAAAGUUGCUUGAGAUCCGCCAUAAUAGAAAAGAAGAAGAAGAAGCCUGCAUAUGCUAAGCUAGAUAGCUGCUGCAUUGUCCCAUCUGAGCUAAUAUUUCAGCAACCAUGUCUUCAGUUCAGCAUCUCAGAGAGUUUAUCAGAGAGCGGCUAACUGCUGCUGCUCAAGAAAUCUUCACAGAGGUUGAAAAAACCAUCAUUUGCUACGAGGAAGAGCUCGAUGCUCAGCGCAGGAUGAUGGGGAUCGACUGGAAACCACAAAUUAAGCUACACAGAGUCGGUUCGGAGCUGCAGAGACAAAGUUCUGGUAGGUCUGGAUUUGUUAUUAUUAGUGCUGGAAAUUUGGGAUACAACGUAACAGAGCAGCUUUCCCUUCAUGUCUCUCCAGUGGUUGAGAGCAAAGAUCAGGAAGGAAGCAGCUGCUCUGUGUCAGAGAGUCAGUCUGAUACUGGAACAAAGAAAAGAUCUUUCAAAUGUGACAUUUGUGGGAGAUGUUACACACAACGGUGGAAGUUGAAAAACCAUUACAGAACCCACACUGGUGAGAAACCUUUUUCAUGUGAAACAUGCGGAAAAAGUUUCUCCGUAAGUUAUGUUUUAAAUCGUCACAAGACAGUUCAUUCGGGUGAGAGGCCUUUUUCGUGCCAGUUAUGUGGAAAGGGAUUCUCUCAAAAAGGUAAUUUAAUGGACCACAAAAGAACUCAUACGGGUGAGAAGCCUUUUUCGUGUCAGUCAUGCGGAAAGAGUUUCUGUCAAAAGAGUCUUUUAAAUCGUCACAAGACUAUUCAUACAGGUGAGAAGCCUUUUUCAUGCGAGUCAUGCGGAAAGAGUUUCUGUCAAAUUAGUAUUUUAAAUCGUCACAAGACGAUUCAUACAAGUGAGAAGCCUUUUCCUUGUCAAACAUGUGGGAGAAGAUUCAAUCGUAGGGAUAAUUUGAGCAUGCACAUGAAAACUCAUACAGGUCGGGGGCAGAUUUGAAGCCAGACUUGUGAAAAAAAGAGCUUUGAAAUUUAUUACUUAUUCUCUUUAGAACCCACAUGGGUGAGAUGUGUUUUCCACAUAAAAUAUGGUGGGGAAAGUGUU
Messenger RNA from Poecilia latipinna (sailfin molly), 1092 nucleotides. Its product is annotated as gastrula zinc finger protein XlCGF7.1-like. Gene Ontology annotation, molecular function: RNA polymerase II cis-regulatory region sequence-specific DNA binding; DNA-binding transcription activator activity, RNA polymerase II-specific. The record is from RefSeq and is a predicted model, not a curated record. Gene Ontology annotation, cellular component: nucleus. Gene Ontology annotation, biological process: regulation of transcription by RNA polymerase II. The coding region runs from base 118 to 987 and encodes 289 amino acids. Lineage: Eukaryota; Metazoa; Chordata; Actinopteri; Cyprinodontiformes; Poeciliidae. The transcript has 3 exons.